AUGAGCGAAGCGGCUUUGUCAAGAAUCUCUAAUCUUCUUAGAGAUGAGAGCGACUUGCAAAAGAUCGAUGAACUCCGGCGUCAAUUUCAAAAAGAGAAAAGCUCAAUUGACAUGAAACUCAGUACAGCCACGCAAGAUCAAAUUGAUUUCAUAUUCUCCAACUUGACGAGACUUCAAGACUCCGUCGACAAACUUUCUUUGGUCAAGCGAAACAUUGAGAAGAUUGAUACAAUUUACGACGAUUCUAUCACGAACGUUGCGGAGUACGACACCCUCAGAAAUAUCACUUCUGUUCAUCAAACUAUGAUCCAGGUGCAAAAUCUAUACACUGAUAUCGCCAAUUUUAGAAAGUUCUUGGAUCAUAUCAGCAGUAUGAUCGAGUCAGAGCUUUCCAUCGUUAGUGAGGAUAUACUGUACCAGUUGGUAAAUAUCUACAGAAUUCAUUUCAACGUCACUCAAGUGCGCAAUUUUGCUGAGUACAUGGAAGUGGAGGCCAGCCAGCUCUCUGAUGAUGUACAGCUGAUUGUUCAAAAAAUUGUUCAGCCUGUUCGCAAGGUGAUUCGGUUAUUUGACGAAUUGCUCAAGGAAAUUUGCAUAACUGCUACGGAGGCUGCGAAAGACGGUAACUCAAGCUUGGUUUUUAAAUUGAUCAAGAUCUUGCAGUAUGAAAAUAAGGAGGAUGUCAAAGCUACUUUGCAGGAAAGGUUAGGUCUCAUAAGCAAAGAGGGUAUGAAGACCCUCAAUUAUUCCGAGUAUAGACGCGAGCCAAGGAACUACAUGAAGUUUUUCUAUUCGAAGCUUGAAGAAAGCAUCAAAGAUACCUUUAGCCGAUGUGUCAACCAUUUCGAAGAUAAGAUGGAUGUCUAUGACAGUCUUGGGUGGCUCCAAGAGGAGUUGGAAUUCACCAUCCAGACCUUUGGUCCUAUGUUUCCUGAAAGUUGGGCGGUUGGUGAUUUUAUCGAAAAAACAUACUACAACCACCUCCACAAGUUUACUAUGGACAUGAUCGCCACGAAUCCACCAGCUGAAGACUUGAUGCGUAUUCUUGACUACGACAAUUACCACAGUGAAAUGAUGGCGACGUUGCACGAAGGUGACAAAUCCAAAAAGACUCAAAGAUCUAUUUUGGGAGACGAGCUCAAGAGCUCGGUACUUGACGACUACAUGCGUGUUAUUGACACCAAGAUGUUCGAAUGGAAUGAUACUCUCAUGAAGAAUGAAACCACAUAUUUCCUCGAGCGUUCUGUUGAGCCAGAUGUCGUACCUCACCAUCAGGUGAUAGAAGAUCUCGAUGAUUACGAUCAUCCCUAUGUCAGAGAGGAGACAAAAGAUAUUUACGUUUUGGCUGACUACAAAACGUCUUUGCAGAUGUUGAAAGACCACGCAGAUGUCGCUGCUAAAUCAGGAUAUGGUAAAGUGUUGGUUGAGGUUAUCGAGCAUUGGUGUCAGUGCUACAACAAGAGGAUUGAAAACUAUACGAAGCUUGUGGAUCAAGAGGUCGGUAAUUUCAUGGCUCUUUAUGGUAAUGACAAGCUUCUAAUAAAAGAAAGCAAAUUAAAACGUCUUUUCAGAUUCAGGGCCAAUGCGGAGGAGGAACUAGACUUGGAGAAUAUGACGGACGAAGAAAAGACGGCCAUUUCCAAGCCUGGUCUCGAAGAUUACUUAACAGCUUUGGGAAACACGUACGAGAUCAAUUCCGAUCGUCUACAAGACAAAUUCUUGCCGAAUUACAUGAACAAAGUUCAUUCGCUGUACACAGAGCGUAUUGAGCAAGCUAUAAUGAGCACAAUUUUACCAAGCACGGAUCUUAACGCUGUGGUUGUGCGUGCUCAUGCUGACAUGAUUGUCAACGACACUAUCCCUAUUUUGUGCAGAGUUUUCACCAAGGAUUGGUAUGUUGACUCCGACUACGAAGCCGAGCAAGGUAAAAGUAUGUCGCAGCUAAUGAUGUCCUUAAUAUGUGAGGACGGCUUGCCGGCUGUUCAGCAGUGGGGAACCUACGAUCUACACUUUAUCACAUUGACUGUGAUGCUUGACAAUUUUAUUAAAGCCUAUCUUCGCGUGGGCUACAACAACAUUCUCCAUGGUGACGGUAAGAAAAUUGACCCUCACGCUACCAAAAAAUACAAAAUGUUCAGUGAAGCCAUUUCACGAGAUGUUGAAGUGUUUUAUGGGGAGUUGGACAAGCAUUUUUCCAGAAAAGAUGCGAUGCUUCUUGUUAAGACAUUGUCUGCUAUUGAAUUCUUGAGUGAUAUGGCAACAUUUGAGAAUCCCUUUGAGGAAAUACCACCAUUUUGGGAACAAGAAAUCUUGCCAGUAUUUGCUGAUUGUUCGGUUGAGUACGUCCGCGGAAUCCUCCUUUGUCGCAAGGACAUCGAAUCAAAGCGUGUUCCACAGCUUAUGAACGAAUUGUUGGAGAUCCAGCGCAACUUCGAGCCAACUGAGGAGAUGAUACAGGUGCAAACUUUGAGUCAUUUCACUUAUGAAUAA
Molecule: messenger RNA, 2490 nt
Organism: Candidozyma duobushaemuli
Lineage: Eukaryota; Fungi; Ascomycota; Pichiomycetes; Serinales; Metschnikowiaceae
Gene: SEC6
Product: SNARE-binding exocyst subunit
Exons: 1
Coding region: 1-2490 (829 amino acids)
Biological process (GO): exocytosis; exocyst localization
Cellular component (GO): exocyst
Molecular function (GO): SNARE binding
Source: RefSeq, a predicted model, not a curated record